UGACUGGCAGUUGUGAGUGCGACUGAGAAAGGCCUGUGAAGCUGAGUUCAAGGCCGGCAGGGAGAAGGUGGUAUAUGGAGCCUGGGCUGAUUUCGAAUGAAAAUUUAAGCCCCAGCUAUGGCUGUUACAAAGAAAGGAAAAGCAGCUGCCGAUAAGCGUGUAGCUCAAAAGGACAAUGUGUAUGAGAACAUGCAGGAAUCACAGGAAGUCCCCAUGUCCAGCCACCUUGACGAAGUCGUUGCUGCUGUCAGCGUCACUUCUAAAAAGAGGACCCCAAACAAGCUGCCUCAGACAGCACUGUUCCAGGCCCCUCGAGAGAAACUCCACCUGUGCGCAGAGAGAGCAAAGUCCUACUCCAACAGCCAUGAGUACAAACAGGCCAUCCAGGAGCUUGUGCGCUGUGUGGCAUUGACAAGAAUUUGCUAUGGCGACUCACACUGGAAACUAGCAGAAGCCUACAUUAAUCUGGCUCAAGGCUACCUCCAGCUGAAAGGGCUGUCACUACAAGCAAAGCAACAUGCCGAAAAAGCCAAAGAAAUCCUGGCCAGCUCCAUUGAGCAUCCCUACCAUGACAAUACAGCCAUCUUCAAGUGUUCCAUAGAGCUUUUCUAUACCAUGGGCAGAGCCCUGCUCGCCCUUCAGAAAUUUAAAGAAGCCUCAGAGAACUUGAUAAAAGCCGAGAAACUUUCCAAGGAGAUGCUGCAAUGUGGGAACAUUAUAAAGGAGGAGUGGGUAGAAAUCCAAGCGCGGAUCAAGUUGUCCUUUGCACAGCUGUAUCAAGGUCAGAAAAGAUCAAAAGAAGCUUUGCCCUUCUAUCAAAAGGCUUUGGAGUAUACUGAGAUUGUCAGAGAUGAAAAAAGUCUCGACUGUGUACCAGUACUAAGGGAACUGGCAGGCGUGGAGCAAGCCCUGGGAUUCCACGAUGCUGCUAUCAAUCAUUUCUCACAGGCACAUCUCAUCGUCCUGAGUAAAAAUCCCUCCCCAGAGGAGGCCGCAGAUUCCGCACACUUUAUUGCCCGGGCUGCUGUUGCUUCUGGGAAGCAGGACCACCACGAUGUGGCCGAGCAGUAUUUUCAGGAAAGCAUGACUCAUAUGAAGGAUUCCGAAGGAGCAGGAAGAACCAAGUUCCUUUCGAUUCAAGAUGAAUUUUGCAAUUUUCUGCAAAUCACUGGACAAAAAGAAAGAGCAACCAUGAUCCUGAGAGAGUCCCUGGAAGCCAAAGUAGGAGCAUUUGGUGACUUCAGUCCGGAGGUGGCAGAAACAUACCGGGUCCUGGGCAGGGCAGAGCUGGCACAGGGCAACCACAACGGAGCAUACACGAAACUGAAGAAGGGACUUAGGGGCCAGGGAGAAGAGAUCUCAAGCACCAAAGAGUGUGUUCAGAUCGAGACGUUCUUAUAUGGAUCUCAGGACAAGAGGACCCUGGCCACCCAGCAGACCAUAGACACACUGUCCAAGAUCUCUGAGGCUGCCCCGAAGCCAAGGCAAACCCUGAAAGCCAAGGCGGCAUUCUGCACCAGUGUUCCUCAGUACACUGUGCCGGGGAAGGCCAGGCACAGUGUGGCAGACUGACUCCCCCCUUCCCACCGCCCGCCCCUCGCCCCCGCCGCCACAGUGUGCCCCAAAGAAAGCUUUGAGAAAGACUUGGCACUGCCUUUAGGGAUUUAUCAGUCACUGCAGAUUUUUAAGGCUGUUUGCUCUAGCAUGCCACAGCAGUACCAUGAAUCGUCCACGUCUCCACUGUGGACGGACGCCCUUCAGGGCGAUCUGGUGCCUUGGUUAUCUUUAUUUGCAUCACUUUGGUCGUUUCUCUCACCAAGGAGAAUUUCCUGUCAUCUCUCCUGUGCCUGACUGUUCCAGAGGUGGAGCUUCCCUGCAGGAGAGAGACUGCCUGCCG
This is a messenger RNA of Peromyscus eremicus (cactus mouse), 1897 nucleotides long. It is a transcript of the gene Ttc23, whose product is annotated as tetratricopeptide repeat domain 23. The transcript has 12 exons. Lineage: Eukaryota; Metazoa; Chordata; Mammalia; Rodentia; Cricetidae. Bases 118 to 1572 code for a protein of 484 amino acids. The record is from RefSeq and is a predicted model, not a curated record. Gene Ontology annotation, molecular function: protein binding.